This is a messenger RNA of Physella acuta, 1884 nucleotides long. RefSeq names its product transcription termination factor 4, mitochondrial. NCBI's taxonomy places the organism in Eukaryota, Metazoa, Mollusca, Gastropoda, Physidae. The record is from RefSeq and is a predicted model, not a curated record. Gene Ontology annotation, molecular function: double-stranded DNA binding. Gene Ontology annotation, biological process: regulation of DNA-templated transcription.
CAUUUUAUGAGCAUCUGAUUGUGGAUAAAUUGGGUUGUUAUCUGCAAAAAUUUUACCACACCCUAAUUUCAACGAGCAGAUAAUUCACAUAACCUUGCUGCAGACUUUAAUUUUAAACGCUUUGUUUAAGUUAGUUUAGUAAGUUAAGUUUGUAUUGGUAUAAUGUAGUUGCACUGCCGCAAAUGUAUCUCAAGUCCAGUGAAUCUAGUUUUCCAAUUUUUACAGUCAAAAUUUGUCAAUGAUUGAACGUCUUUUUAAUGUUUUGAUCUUAAGUUUUGAAGAGUCAAAAUAUCCAAAAACAAACAUCCUUUCCCAUAUGCAUAAAUACAACUGUCCCGUCCCCCCCCCCCUCCUGAAUGGGCUGGAGUCUCAGGAGUGAGAGGAGGAAGUCAAUAUUUCAUCAGACCAUGCUGCACAACAAUGACACUUUUACUAUUUUUUAUACUUCUCUUGGUUCAAAUUGCAACUGGGAGUAGGUAUAUCUACUUCUCUAGCCUAUCUCUUCCACUCGAUUGGGAGUAGACACUACUUCAAAAACAAAAUAGUUCACUCACACAGUACUUUAAAUGUACCAUAGGACUUCCGAUGGGAUGGUGUGACCUUAAGGUUUCAAGUUCAGAUCCCGGACUUGAGUCACUUAGAGUUCAAGCAGCUCUGAUGGGUUAUUUGGACACUAGUAAAUAAAGCAAGUUGGCUACAAAACUAACAGAAGAAUGUCACUUGUCAAUUUAUUUAAUUUAUAUAGGAAAGACUUAAAAUUAGUCCAAACAAUAUGGAAAUCCCUUUGUCAAGUCCAUAUUUUGUGUCAGAAUCAAACAGAACAUUUCAACAAAUGUUGUCUUGUGGUAAAAAACAGUUAUCAAUUUACACACAGCACAGAGAAUACUGAAACAGCAUUCAUGAGUAGGGUUGUUGGUUCCUGUAAAUUGUAUACAAGUUGCAGAAUACUUGCUAACUCAGUACCUCAUUUUAACUCUCUGGCAAAGGCAGUGGUAGAGUCUGCUUCUAUGAAUGAUGUUAUGGCUAGUAGUGUGCCACUAGAUAAAGUAUCAGAACUGCUGAGUGAUCUCUACAAAUUAGGAUUUUCAAUAGAUUCUUUUGCCAAACUUCUGUCCCAAAAUGUCAGCUUACUGCGACAGUCAUCAUCUCUACUGGAAAUGACAAAAUAUUUGAGAUCAUACGGUUUACAACACAAUACAAUCAUUGUUCUUUUAGAAAAAUUAUCUAGACAUUUUAGUUUUGAUAAAAAGAACAUGGAAGAAUUUUCUAAAAAAAUAACAUAUAGUAUGGAAAACUUUCGAAACAUGGGAUUUUCAGAGAAAGAUUUGUUGUCUUUAGUAAAUAAUGACCCUGAAGUAGUAUUUGUUGACGCCAAAGUUGCUUGUGAUAUCUAUAGCAAGUUAAAACGUAUAUUCACUUCGGAGAAAGUCAUCAGUGUUAUUAAAAAGUGCCCAAAUGUUCUACUUGACCCUUGGUCAGAGACAUUACAAAAAUUUGAAUAUGCCUACUACAACAUGUAUUAUGACAUGCCUGAAAUUGUUAAGUCAAGACUGUUUUCACAUUCACUUGAACAUAUAACUGACCGGCACAUAUAUUUAGUGCGUACUGGAUUAUUUGUGCCUUUUAAAAAGAAACUGGAUCCUAAUCUGAACCCUAAUCCUCAUCUGAAAGAUAUUGUUGAUGUCUCUAACCAUGCAUUUGCUUCUACAUUUGCUGGGCUAAGUAAAGAAGAGUAUAAAGUUUAUUUAGAAAUAAGAGCUCUAGAAAGGGAGGAAGAAAAUCAAGAAAACAAUGAUUCAAGUAGCAGUGAUGAAGAGUAAAUCACUAACGGCUGGCUUAUAAGUUUUGUUGAAAAUGUAUUAAAAUUAAAUGGAUUUAAAUAUC